GUGUGCAGUAACUUGAUGUUUAUUAUAUUUAGUUUCAAAAUCAUAUCAAAACCCAUAUUAGUGCUUUUCUCACUGGUGUUUUUUCGAAAAUUGUAUAAAUAGCCCAACUUUCUAAGUUCUUUAAAACACUAAAUUAUCUUUUCAAUAACAAUGAGCAAGACAGACUUGACAAAUCGAAAGCAAGCCGACACAUUUGUAGAUGAAAAAUCUGCUAGUAUCUCCAGCAAAAAAUAUGCCCCAGUUGAAGAUGACACUGCCUCACACACCAUCCCUUUUCAAAAGUCUGAAGCAGAAAAGAAGUUGGUGCGAAAGAUUAACAUGACACUUUUGCCAUUUGUUGGUGCUAUUGUAUUCAUUCAAUUUGUUGACAAAUCAACGCUAACUAUUGCUGCUGUACUUGGUAUUAUUCAGGAUACACGCUUAACAGGUACACAAUAUAGUUGGCUGGGUUCAUUCUUUUAUAUCGGUUACAUUGCCUUUCAACUUCCCAACAACUAUUUGAUCCAGAAGUUUCCCAUAUCAAAAUACUUGGGAGUGUUAUUAGUUCUAUGGGGUAUUGUAAUGGGGUGUACAGCUCUUUGCACCAAUUUUGCACAGCUGGCUGCAUGUCGUGUAUUACUAGGUUUAUUUGAAGCUGCCACGUAUCCUUGCUUGUUGAUCAUUUUAAAUACAGUUUACCGUCGAUCGGAACAAUCUGCAGCCUUUGGAUUUCUUUGGCUUAGUAACGGUACAGGUACUAUGGUUGGUGCUGCUUUUGCUUACGCCAUUUCGUUCAUGAAUAACGCUCUCGGUAUCCACGCAUGGAAGUGGCCUUAUAUCAUUUGGGGUGCCUUAACUGUUCUCUUUGGUAUUAUCAGUUUCUUUUUCCUUCCUGAUACAUCCGAUUCUUUCAUGUUUAGAUUGACAGAGGAAGAAAAAAAAAUAGUUCAAGAAAGAACCCAAGACAAUGCUGUAGUUCGUGUUUACGAAAUUAAGAGACAUCAUAUUAUAGAAGCACUGAAGGAACCACGUCUCUGGCUCAUUUGUACGUGUACUCUUUUAAAUAAUCUUAGCACUGGCGGUCUUGUUGUAUUUAGUACAAUCAUUGUUCAAAGUUUUGGUUUUGGUUAUAAGGACGCGAUUCUUCUUCAGAUUCCAAACGGAUUUUCUUCGGCUUUUUUCUCCUUAUUGGCUGUAUAUGUUGCACGUAAAACUAACCAAUUAUAUCUUGGUGUUGUGGUUUCUUCUGUGGUAUCCUUGGUUGGUGUUAUUCUUUUGGCGGUUCUUCCUUCCGGUGGAGUGAAGCUUGUGGGAUUUCUCUUGGCUUGGGCUAUGAAUGGUACAGCCGUGAUGUUGUUGACCAUCGCUGCUUCUAAUGUCACAGGAUAUACUAAGAAGCUGUUCUAUAAUGGAAUGAACAUGAUAUUUUUCACCAUAGGUAAUUUCACUGGCCCGCUGCUCAUGCUGGAUUCCGAAAAACCUACCUACAAGACGGGUAUGAUUAUUUUUUGUAUUUCUAAUGCAGUUAUUAUUGUCGCACUUUUCAUCAACCGACAAAUCAUGGCAAAGCAGAAUAAGACACGACUUGCUAAUCCUUCCGGUCGCGUGUUUGAUGCUAAAGAUGAUUUGACUGAUCGCGAAAAUAGCGACUUCAUUUACAAAUUAUAAUCUGUCACAUCACCCAUCAUAUAUUCCCUAACCCCCAAUUUUACUUCAUAUUCCAACUCGUAAUAAAUAUCCUUCUAUCAAAUAUAUAAAAAAAAGAGACUUUGAUUGAUCUGAUCGUUUUUGAAAUUUGAUCUAUGUUUUAAUGUGCGUACAAAAUCUUUUAGAGGUAAAUUGUCUGUGUGCGUGUGUGAGUGUGAGUGUGUGUAUGUGUGAGUGUGAGUGUGUUGAACUAAAAGGUAGCUUAGUCCUUGGUGGGGUAAACCCAUUGAUCAACAGGAAUAGGUGUUUCGAGUUGUUC
Messenger RNA from Mucor mucedo, 1945 nucleotides. RefSeq names its product major facilitator superfamily domain-containing protein. Gene Ontology annotation, molecular function: allantoate transmembrane transporter activity; dipeptide transmembrane transporter activity. Gene Ontology annotation, cellular component: plasma membrane. Lineage: Eukaryota; Fungi; Mucoromycota; Mucoromycetes; Mucorales; Mucoraceae. The coding region runs from base 151 to 1647 and encodes 498 amino acids. The record is from RefSeq and is a predicted model, not a curated record. The transcript has 2 exons. Gene Ontology annotation, biological process: tripeptide transport; dipeptide transport; transmembrane transport.